GGCGUCGCAAAUGUGCUGGAUCACAAGAUCCUUUUGUUUGACGAAGUCCAUCACUUGAUUCAACCAAGCCUGUAUGCCAAGCAGCUGGAGGGUCUACGCCACAAUCUAUUGACUGCUCACCACACUGUGGCUGUGGGCUUCACGGGAACAUUGGCACUGGAUAACCCACAGGAGGGGCGGAACCUGCUGGACCUUCUAAAGGGAGGGGCCGAUUCCGAUGAAGGUUUUCUGUCAUCUUUGGCCAGUCGUCCACGCUUGCUAUUCGCAGAGGCAUUUCCACAGGGUGUUCCAGAUGGCGUGCUCAGCCACCAGCUCCAGGAGAAACUGGUGCAUCGAAUUCCUUUGACCGGUGAAAGCUUGGUGUCCUACGAUUUGAAAGUCCAGAAGGGCAUGGUUGGGAAGCGGCUGUCAUCCUAUUGCAACGUGUGCUCCUACGUGUCAAGCUUCGGGAUGGCAUUCGAGACGAGAAACUGCCAGUUUGUAGCCGUACUAUUUGCGCAUUUGAUGUUUAGCCG
This is a messenger RNA of Durusdinium trenchii, 515 nucleotides long. Lineage: Eukaryota; Dinophyceae; Suessiales; Symbiodiniaceae. The record is from the annotation of a GenBank genome assembly.